UUAGGGCUCUUGGGAUUAUGGAUACCUCCAUCGGGGCCGGGGAGACGAUCGUCUCCUUCGGCAGGCAUGCCGGCAAGCCGCUCCGAUCGCUGUCCGGCAGCUACCUCUCCUGGAUCGCCGGGUUCAAGCGUCUCCAGGUAGAGAAUCUCCUCGUGUGGGCAAAACUUGCGGAGGAGGUUCUCGACGAGCGCAAGAGGAGCGUCGGCCUCAUGGAUUUCUCGGCGCUGAUACGGAAAUGCGGGAUCUCCAGGGACCUGGAGGCGAGCAAGCGGAUCCACGCGAGGGUCCUAGGCAGCGAUCACAGCGGCAGCACGCUCAUCGGCAAUCUCCUUGUCCAGAUGUAUGGGAAAUGCGGCGCUCCGGAUCUUGCCAGGGAGGCUUUCGAGGCGAUCGAUGCCAAGAACAGCUUCUCGUGGACGAUGAUGAUCAUGGCUUACACCCAGAACGGGCAAAUGCGCGAGGCGCUGAAUUUCUACCGAGCGAUGGACACCGCCAAGGUAAGACCGACUAGUUUCUUCUUCUCGGGGGUCCUCGCGGCUUGUUUGGAGCCGGGGGAUCUCCCUACCGGGAUGAGAAUCCAUUCUCACAUCGUGGAUUGUGGCUGUGGAUCAGAUAUCGUGGUGGCAACUGCGCUGAUUGGAAUGUACUCGAGGUGUGGCAGCGUGGAUCGAGCAAGAGAAGUUUUCGACAGGAUGAGCUACAGGGAUACAGUGGCUUGGACUGCCAUGAUCGCAGCGUAUGCCCACACUGGGCAUCCCCGGCAAGCGAUCGAGCUUUUCAAGGCCAUGGACGUAGCGCCAAACGCUUUCACGGUGUCGUGUGUUCUUGGAGCUUGCUCGGACCUGGGAGCUGUGGAGGAGGGGAGAUUGUUCUACAAGAGGGUGGUGUCCGAGGGGCUGGAAGCCACGACUCCAGUGCUUAACUCGCUGCUCGACAUGCUUUCCAAGUGUGGGAGAUUGGACGAGGCCAGGGAGGUGUUUAGCAGCAUGGGAGUGAGGAGAGACGUGAUCUCUUGGAGCUCCAUGAUAGCAGCGCUCGUCCGGCACGAGAGCUUCAAGGAGGCGCUGGAGUUUUACAGGCGGAUGGAUCUGGAAGGAGUGAGGCCGGACUUGUUCGUGUUUGCCAGCGUCUUGGACGCUUGCUCGAGGCUCGGGGGCUUGGAGCAGGGAAAGGCUGUGCACGAGAGGCUGAGAGCUGGAGGCAGUGAGCUCGACGUGGUUGUGAGCAGCGCCCUCGUCAACAUGUACGCCAAGUGCAAGAGCCUCAGGGAAGCGAAGCAAGUCUUUGACAGGAUCUCCAACAAGGACGUGGUUGCCUGGACUACGAUGAUCGUGGCCUUCUCCCAAGAUGGUCAUUCGUCCGAGGCUCUGGAGCUCUACGAACAGAUGGUUGCUAGAGUGGAGAAGCCGGACGCGUACGUAUAUGCGAGCGUUCUCCGCGCAUGCUCGAGCGUGGGAUCUCUCUCGAAGGGCCGGGAGAUUCACGCUCGGAUUCUAUCCGAGAAGAUGGAGCUGGACUUUGUGAUUAAAAACUCUCUGCUCAACAUGUACCUCAAGUGUGCCAAUCUGGAGGAAGUGAGGCGGAUGUUCGACUUGACACCUCAAAAGGACACGAUCCUAGUGACAAUGAUGAUCUCGGCGUAUGCUCAAGGUGGCCAUCCGCAGAAGGCGCUCGACCUUUAUCACGAGAUGGAGACUUCGGACGUGAGACCGGAUGGCUUUACGUACGCUAGCGUGAUAAACGCAUGCACAGGCAUGGGAGCCCUGGCAGACGGAAUGGUGGUUCACAGGGAAAUCGUCCGAGAUGGUUUUGACGGAGACCCGGUCGUCCAGAACUCGCUGGUAGACAUGUACAGCAAGUGUGGAAGCCUUGGAGAAGCUAGAGCGGUGUUUGACGAGAUGGUGAAGAGAGACGUGGCUACAUGGACUGCACUCUUCUCCGGCUAUGCAAAGCAUGGCUUCAACAACGAGGCACUGGAGACGUUCUGGUGCAUGGCACUCGAGAGCAUGGCGCUGGACGAGAUUAUAUUCACGACAGUGCUACAAGCGUGCAGCCACCUGGGCUUGGUGGACGAAGGCCGAGACUACUUCGUGUCGAUGAGGAGAGACUUCGGAUUGGCACCAGGUGUGGAGCACUACGUUGGAAUGGUUGAUGUUCUGGGAAGAGCUGGAAGGCUGAAAGAGGCCGAGGAGCUACUGGGUGGAAUGCCGUAUGAGCCAACUCCAGUGGCAUGGACGACGAUCCUGGGUGCCUGUAAAAUCCAUUCGGACACCGAGCGGGCGAAGAGGAUGAAAGCGGACACUGGAGAGGAGGAGGAAACGGCGUGCAUGCUUAUGUCGAACAUAUACGCUGCUUCAGCCUCCAAGAACGAACUGUCACGCAGAGAAGUUUUGAACUAGGUUUUGGGUUUUAGGCGAUGGAAGUCACGAUUUUGAAUGCUAGUGGCGAUGGAGUCGGUCCUUCAUUGCUGCUGUCGC
Selaginella moellendorffii is the source of this 2477-nucleotide messenger RNA. RefSeq names its product pentatricopeptide repeat-containing protein At5g16860-like. NCBI's taxonomy places the organism in Eukaryota, Viridiplantae, Streptophyta, Lycopodiopsida, Selaginellales, Selaginellaceae. Bases 18 to 2399 code for a protein of 793 amino acids. Gene Ontology annotation, molecular function: protein binding. The record is from RefSeq and is a predicted model, not a curated record. The transcript has 2 exons.